Molecule: messenger RNA, 908 nt
Organism: Psammomys obesus (fat sand rat)
Lineage: Eukaryota; Metazoa; Chordata; Mammalia; Rodentia; Muridae
Product: HLA class II histocompatibility antigen, DP beta 1 chain
Exons: 6
Coding region: 1-777 (258 amino acids)
Biological process (GO): peptide antigen assembly with MHC class II protein complex; antigen processing and presentation of exogenous peptide antigen via MHC class II; positive regulation of T cell activation
Cellular component (GO): MHC class II protein complex; membrane
Molecular function (GO): MHC class II protein complex binding
Source: RefSeq, a predicted model, not a curated record
AUGACGGUCCCGAGGGUCCCUGUGGCCCCCUGGACGGUGGCUCUGAUGGUGUUGCUGAGCAGAGAGGUCCAGGGCGGAGCCCCUCCAGAGAACCACCUGCUGCGCGCGCUGCACGAGUGCCACGCGGAGAGGGACGGGACGCAGCGCUACCUUAUGAGAUGCGUCUUCAACCGCGAGGAGUUCAUGCGCUUCGACAGCGCCGUGGGCGAGUUCCGCGCGCUCACCGCCAUGGGGCGCCCGUGGGCCGCGGCCUGGAACAGCCAGAAGGACUACCUGGAGCGCCGGAGGGCCGAGACGGACACGGUGUGCGCGCACAACUACGAGCUCAACCAGGGCUUCACCAUGAAGCGCCGAGUCCAGCCUAAGGUACACGUGUCACCCGCCAAGAAGGUCACCCUGGAGCACCGUGACCUGUUGGUCUGCCACGUGACAGAUUUCUACCCAGGCAGCAUUCAGGUCCGCUGGUUCCGGAACGGCCAGGAGGAAACGGCAGGGGUCGUGUCCACCGAACUGAUCCGGAACGGGGACUGGACCUUCCAGGUCCUGGUCAUGCUGGAGAUGACCCCUCAGCGGGGAGACGCCUACACCUGCCUCGUGGAGCACCCCAGCCUGCAGAGCCCCGUCACCGUGGAGUGGAGGGUCCGGUCUGACUCUGCCCGAAACAAGAUGCUGGCCGGAGCAGGUGGCCUGGCGCUGGGACUCAUCUUCCUGGCAGUGGGCAUGGUCAAGCACACGAGGAGCAAGCAGGCUCAGAGAAGGUCUCCAGGAUCCAGAUGAGCAGGUUAUACCUGCCACAGUUUCCACCAGCUCAACAGUCCGUGAACUAUAGCUCCAUCAACAGAGGCUGGAGAGAUGGCUCGGCAGUUACGCGCUUGCCAGAGGCCCCCGGUUCAGUUCCCAGCACCCGA